CCUUGUAUUUUACUAAUAUGCCUUUGUGUUAUAGCUGUCUCUAGGGAUGAAACAGAUGAGAGUGAAAGUGAUGUGGAAGAGCUGGAUACUUCCCCACCUUCAGAAACGGAAUCUGAGCUUCCACUCACUUCUGAUACUGCUCCUACUGGACCUGCUGACAUUUCUCAAUCCAGAUCUGAGGGACCUAUGCAGCCUCAUAUCAGGUCUUUCCCCAAAACACAAAUGGGCAACCGGAAGAGAGCUUUUAAAGAUUCCUGGUACAAGGACAAUAUAUGGCUUGAGUACUCAUUAAGCAAAGACUCUGCUUUUUGUUAUGCUUGCAGACAUUUCUCCCUUCCAAAUGCACCAUCAUCUGUUUUCACAUCCACAACUGGCUUUUCCAACUGGAAAAAAGCCUUGUGUAAGGAGAGGGGCUUUAAAGCUCACUCUAAAUCAGACCACCAUCAAAAUGCAAUGUAUGCAUGGAAGCAACACCAGCAUGUUGUUAAAACUAAAUCUUGCCUAUUAGAUUCCAUCAACAAGGAGAGAGAAAAGAAAAUCAAAGAAAAUCAGUUGUAUAUCAAAACAAUUGCUGAUGUUCUUCUACUGACAGCCACACAGAAUAUUUCUCAGAGAGGCCAUAGAGAGUCUGAGAAUUCAAACAACAAAGGGAACUUCAUUGCCAUUUUGGAAGAGGUAGCCAAACAUGAUCCUCUUAUAAAGAAGCAAAUGAGUGCUUAUGGGAACUCUAAAUACACUAGCAGUGGAAUUCAAAAUGAAAUAUUGGAAUGCUUGGCAGAGAUGGUACAGACUGAAAUCAUCAAAGAAGUUAAAGACAGUGAAGUGUUCAGCAUCAUCGCUGAUGAAACAAAAGAUCUAGGGAAAAAGGAGCAGGUGUCUCUGGUUUUAAGGUAUUACUACAAUGGCACUGUACAUGAAAGUUUUUUAAAAUUUCAGCAGGCUGAGAGCCUGGAUGCAGCAGGGUUAAGCAGCAUGAUAAUCAAGUGCCUUGAAAAGUAUGGCCUUGAAUAUCGGACCAACCUAGUGGGGCAGGGUUAUGAUGGUGCUGCCGUUAUGAGUGGGAGACACUCAGGUGUUUCCAAAAGGAUCUAA
This is a messenger RNA of Carassius auratus (goldfish), 1092 nucleotides long. RefSeq names its product zinc finger MYM-type protein 1-like. The coding region runs from base 187 to 1092 and encodes 301 amino acids. The record is from RefSeq and is a predicted model, not a curated record. NCBI's taxonomy places the organism in Eukaryota, Metazoa, Chordata, Actinopteri, Cypriniformes, Cyprinidae. The transcript has 2 exons.